Messenger RNA from Crotalus tigris (Tiger rattlesnake), 1662 nucleotides. It is a transcript of the gene RP9, whose product is annotated as RP9 pre-mRNA splicing factor. Gene Ontology annotation, biological process: RNA splicing. The coding region runs from base 103 to 789 and encodes 228 amino acids. The transcript is spliced from 6 exons. The record is from RefSeq and is a predicted model, not a curated record. NCBI's taxonomy places the organism in Eukaryota, Metazoa, Chordata, Lepidosauria, Squamata, Viperidae.
CCACUUCGACCUGGAAGUGAAAGGAGGUGCCGGUCGAGCGGAGGCCAACCCCGAUUUGGGGGACCGAUCGCUUGCCUCGGUUCUGGCAUCGCCAGUGUGGCCAUGUCCCAAGGAGUCAGGCCAGAAGAGGCAGAGGCAGGCAGCAGCCUCCGGAAACAUCGGAGCCACAGUGAAUUGCUGCCCAGUUGCAGCUCCCAGACAAACCAUAAAGGGCAGGAUCGGAAGGAGCAAAAGAGAAAUAAGCGGAUGGUGCAGCAAAUUCAACAGAUCCAACAUCUGGAGUCCUUCUAUGAGAAACUUCCUCCAGGGCUAAUUAAGGAAGAUGAGACUAAACCAGAAGACUGCAUUCCUGAUGUACCUGGCAAUGAAAAUGCACGACAAUUUUUAGCACAUGCUCCAACCAAAGGAUUAUGGAUGCCUUUAGGAAAAGAGGUCAAGGUUAUGCAAUGCUGGAGAUGUAAACGAUAUGGACACCGAACAGGAGAUAAAGAAUGUCCUUUCUUCAUCAAAGGCAACCAAAAAUUAGAACAAUUCAGAGUGGCACAUGAAGACCCCAUGUAUGAUAUAAUAAGAGAAAAUAAACGCUAUGAAAAAGAUAUGAGGAUAGAACAAUUAAAACGGUUGCUGGAAGACUCCACAUCAGAUGAAGAUAGCAGCAGUGACAGUUCCAGUCCCUCGGGGAGUCAGGUGAAGCACAAGAAGAAGAAAAAGAAAAAAGAAAAGAAGAAAAAAAAGAAAAAGAGAAAACACCGGUCUUCUAAAUCAAGCAAGAAGUCUGAAUCAGAUUGAGAUGGUUGCCUUUGUGUCAAUAAGAUGUAAAAGAUCCAAAGAACAUUCCUUUAUUUCUGUUUUAUCUGCAUGCUCUACCUUUCUUGUGUUGGAAAAUAACAACAAAAAACCCCAAGAAAGGUUAUUUUGUAUCUGUGUGAGAUGCUGCUAAAAAAACGUGCUUCUAUGUACACACCGACAUGAAUGCAUGCACAGAUUCUUUUUAACUAUUUUUGUAAAAGGUCCCUCCGCCCUUUUUUUAGCUACUAAAACUUUAACAAUCAGUGUAGGAAAGGGAAAACCAUCAAUAGGAAAGUUCCAAAAAUAACUCCCAAGAUUACACAAAUAUCUUUUCAUCAAAACUUGGUAACAUUUAGCCAAAAGUAUCCCUUUAGUAGCAUAUCACCAAAGUGUUUGCAGUAUGGCAGAAGUCCCAGCCUUUACUGAAGGAAGCCUAAUGGACAAUAUGCAAAGGCAAAUGAAUGGCAAAGGGGCUGGGUAUGGGCUUCACCCUUAACUGCCUCCAUCUAAACUUUGCUCUAAAAGUGGCUUUCUAUAAAGGGAUGAAGCACAAUACAACUAUCAUUAUCUACCACAAUACAAGAAUAUAUUUUAUAACUUAUUUUCAGAUGUACUUUAUUGUAAAGCUGCAUAAUUUAUCACCCAUCCUCCAGCUGCAUCUGACAUAAUAGGAAUGGCUCCACAGAAUUCUAUAAGAUUAGAAAUAGAGUCUGGGGAAUUGUAAAACAAUCUUUAGAUCACACAUUUUGAAGAUCCAGUUUUACUGAUAAUAAAGCACACAUAAAUACAACUUAUUUUUAAAUGUCCAUUUCCUUACCAAUUCCUAGAAAAGUGCUUGAAAAAUUAAAAAAUGUUUUUUGUCAAGUAACCAUG